UAGAAAUAACACACACCAUGCAUGUGCUAAUUCACACCCAAACCAUGCACUCUCUUCUUAAAAACAUACCAAUUAAGUCCCUUCAGAAAAACCCUAACCCUAAUUUAUUCGCACAAACAAUGACUUCUCUACUACACUCUUUUCCUCUCAUUGCCAUAACCUCUGUUUCUACUCUAUUCUUAAUCUCCCUUCUUCCAGUUGUCCUCUCUCAGGACCCAACUCUAUCCGACUGCAUCUCCCCACUGCUACCCUUGACUGCAUGUGCACCUUUUGUGCAGGGAACGGCCCAGGCCCCAGCACAGCCGUGCUGCGACAACCUGAACCAACUCUAUGUUACACAGCAGGAGUGCCUAUGCCUCUUGCUCAAUGACACUUCACUGAAUACUUUUCCUAUUAACAGGACUCUUGCUUUGCAACUGCCUGAUCUCUGCAGGCUUCAAGCUGAUUUGUCUGUUUGUUCGGGGGUACCUGCGCCUUCUAACUCAUCAACUUCCCCUACUUCAUCCGGUCCACAAGUUUCUCUUGGUUCAAAUACCAAUUCCUCUGUUGCUUCCGCACCCAUGGUUCAAGUGGCACCCAGACCGAGCAUCAUGGGAUUUGGUUAUGGGCGGAGCACUGGCAUGAAGUUAAAGACAGAUGAUCGCUCAGCAGUCAUAUCUCUUGCAACUUUUCUGUCUGCAUUACUGUUAAUUUGAGCAUCCAGUUAAAGCAUUUCAGAUUUAUGGAUAGGAGUUCGUAGGAUCUAGCAUUUAGAGCGACUAAUUUAUAGAUUUGUUAUGGCAUGUUUGGAAUUUUUGAAUAAAACAUUCUAGUGCUUACUCUGUUUCUCAUACAUGAAAGUACCUUAGAAAGACCCACAUGAGAUGAUCUUCAGUUUUUCUACUUCCAAACAGCCUGAAGCUGAAGUCCAGAAAGAUCAAUAAACUAAACGGCUAACAAAAUCAUACGUAACAGAAACAUCAAAAGUUAGGCUGGACUAGUUUACAAAUAAUAGACUGGACUAUUUUUUAUAAAUUUAAGCGGAAACAUCAAUUCAAAUCUAUCUAUUUUUA
This is a messenger RNA of Carica papaya (papaya), 1052 nucleotides long. RefSeq names its product Bifunctional inhibitor/lipid-transfer protein/seed storage 2S albumin superfamily protein. The record is from RefSeq and is a predicted model, not a curated record. NCBI's taxonomy places the organism in Eukaryota, Viridiplantae, Streptophyta, Magnoliopsida, Brassicales, Caricaceae.